Sitophilus oryzae (rice weevil) is the source of this 1112-nucleotide messenger RNA. Its product is annotated as cyclin-J-like protein. Gene Ontology annotation, biological process: mitotic cell cycle phase transition; regulation of cyclin-dependent protein serine/threonine kinase activity. Gene Ontology annotation, cellular component: cyclin-dependent protein kinase holoenzyme complex; cytoplasm; nucleus. The transcript has 6 exons. NCBI's taxonomy places the organism in Eukaryota, Metazoa, Arthropoda, Insecta, Coleoptera, Curculionidae. The record is from RefSeq and is a predicted model, not a curated record. Gene Ontology annotation, molecular function: cyclin-dependent protein serine/threonine kinase regulator activity. The coding region runs from base 132 to 1007 and encodes 291 amino acids.
UCGACCAAUACACAAUAAUAUAAAAAAAUAAACAUAAUUCUAAUCUCCAAAAUGAUACCAAAAUACGAAAAAUACAUUCAGUCGUUCUUGGUAAUUCCUAAAACAUAAAUUUUAAGUGAAAUAACUCAAAUAUGAACCGCCUGAUGAACAGAGAAUCGCCAUUUUAUCUACAUGGCGAAAUACAAGAUCACAUGAGCGACUACAGAGACUGUUUCAAACAAGUCAUCAAGCAAAGAGAGGUUCUCCAAAUGCCAUUUUUCCACGCAUCAACACAACUUUCAUACAGGAACAGUUUAGUGAAUCACAUGCGACAAAUUUGUAUUAACAAAAAACUGACUCAUUGCACCCUACAUUUAGCUGUGUAUUUGAUGGACUCAUUCAUGGAUUGUCAUAAUAUAAUUCCCGAGAAAACAUUACUGUUGGCCAACGUAUGUUUACUUAUAGCUGCAAAAUUCGAAGAAAAUUCGAAAAACAUCCCGAAAAUAGCCGAACUAAAUUUCACCGUACAUAAUCGUUACAAUAUAAAAGAGUAUGGCAGGUUUGAAGUUAUGAUACUGGACUACUUUUCAUGGUACGUCAUGUUCCCGACCCCAGCCCAUUACACCCAUUAUUACGUUCAAGCGGCCAUCAGCAAAGAAGACUUGUUAUUAACCGAAGAGAGAAUGAGGACCUUAAUAUACAAACUACACGACUCGAUUGUAGAGUAUUUAAAUCAAAUUAUUGACAAUAUACACUAUAUGCAAGACUUCAAACCAUCACUUUUAGCAGCUACGGUGAUAGCAGCUAGUAGAAUGGACUGUAACUUGCCGGUGUGGACACAACAAUUGGAAGAACUAACUGAAUAUACUAGCACAGACAUAUCCAGACCGCUAUGCACCUUGUUAAUGAAUAAGCUUAAUAGAGACAUGACGUACCCCGUUAACCUCAUGUGUACAAAUAAUAUAAAUUAUUGUACCAGCUGCAAUAUAACUUAUUGCCCUCAUUGCCAGUUCCUUCAAAAAUUUUAAUCAAACGUUUGUAUUGUAAUUAUUGUACAUUAGAGACAAUGUAAAAAAUGUAUUGUGAGUUAUACCACCAUAAGAAUACCAAAAAAUAUAAUACCUAGAUAGUUA